AUGGCGGUGUAUAGAGGCGAAACUCAUGACAAUCUUUGGGGAAAAGCGAUUGAAAGAAUAAAAAACGUGUUUGGAAUACCUUCUUUACAUGCUGAACAAGAAGAGGCAUUAAGACAGUUCUUUUCUAACCAAGACGUGUUUGUGAACCUUCCAACAUCAUUUGGAAAAUCCCUUAUUUUUCAAGCUACACCAAUCAUGGCAGAUGUUGUCCUUCGAAGAAGUGAAGGAACAUGCAUUGUUAUUGUUAUUUCACCACUGAAAUCUUUAAUGGAAGAUCAAGUUCGCCAUCUAAAGAAUCUAAAUAUAUCUGCAGUGAGUGUUACUGAUGAACACAAUGAUAGAAUCGUUGGCGAUAUUAUUGAUGGAAAAUACACUCAUGUGUAUGGUUCACCAGAAUGUUUUCUCAAAACUACAUGGAGGGGAUUAUUCUCGAGCAAACAAUUUAGAUCCUCUUUGGUGUGUGUUGCUGUUGAUGAAGCACAUUGCAUCAGUCAAUGGUAAGUGCGUCAUAUAAAUGGAUUUGGAAUAUAUAUUUUUUGAAUUUCUUGAUAUAUAUUGGGCCAUUCCAUUUAAUAUAGGCACCCCCGUAUUGAGGGGUCUGGAAAUCCUUUGAGGGGGCAGGGGGUUUUUAUCUUAAAAUUUCCUAGAGGGCAGCUUAAAACAUUUUCAAAAAAAUAGCAAAAAUUAGGUGUUUUAGUGAUAUCCAAGGGGGUAAAAACGAUAUCCUAGAGGGGGUAUAAAGAUAUCCAUGGGGAUAACUUCCAAAAAUCACAUCCAAGGGCAUUCUAAAUUUUUUAUAUCCUAAGGGGAUUAUGAAGGGACCCCUCAAUAGGAGGGGGGGGUGCCUAUAUUAAAUGGAAUGGCCCAUUAUAUAUACAUCUCUCUUGCUUGUACAUGUAUAUUUGACAUGCUUUGUUAGAGUUUAUAGUGUUUAAUGUUUUUAAUUAUUUAAUUAUAGAUGAAGUAAUUUUAUAGAUACUGUAUUUUCUACUUUUUGUUUUAAAGGGGCCUGCCUGGUGCUAAGAAAUGUGAACUUCCAUUCCGGAAGUGGUAUGGCAAUCUUGGGGAAUUAAGAUCUCUUGUUCUCGGUGAUGUUAAGAUGAUUGUAGCAACAGCGUCAGCAAGUAAAGAUACCAAAGCUCUCGUAUAUGAAAGUUUGAAAUUGAAUAAUGAUACUUACAUUGUAUCUAAGUCUCCGGAUCAAAUGAAUUUAACUUACUGUGUACAAUAUACAGAUAAGGACACUCCUUUGGAAACACUUUUUUCUGAAAUAAUUGAGAAUGUCAAGAGUAAAGGUAUAUGUGCCUCAAGAACUAUUAUUUACUGUCAAACACGUAAACAGUGUGCUAUUUUGUAUCGUGUGUUCGAGACCAACCUGGGUACAUCAUUUUACAAGGAUGCAGUGCCAAACUGUAAGAAACGCUUAGUAGAAAUGUACCAUGCUGGAACUCCAAAAACAGUAAAACAACAUAUAUCCAAGAACUUGUCAAGUGACGAAGGUCAUAUAAGAAUUCUCAUUGCAACCAUAGCAUUUGGAAUGGGGAUUGACUGCAAGCAAGUGAACAGAAUUAUACACUUUGGACCAUCCAAAAAUAUUGAGUGUUACAUUCAAGAAAGUGGGCGGGCAGGAAGAGAUGGAUCCCAAAGUGAAUGUAUCUUAUUAUUUAAUGGCUUGCUAUCUUCACAUUGUUCCCAAGACAUGAAAGACCUCCUUCAUGCUGAAAGUGGUUGUAGAAGGGAAUUGAUAAUGAAAACAUUUGGAUUUACCCCAGCAGUAGGCAUAAAAAACAAACACACUUGUUGUGACAAAUGUGCCAAGAAAUGCAGUUGUGGUGAGGAUUGUAAAUUAGGACUGGGUCUUAAAUUUCAUGAUGGGACAGUUAGCAUAAAUGAGACCCCUCGACAAACACGACCUGUCAGUCGGGACCAAAAGAAACUAUUAGAAAGAGAGUUAAAGUCAUUUAGAGAUAAUCUAAUCAGAGAACAUAAAGCAAAGGUACUGAAUACUGUCUCGCUACCAACCUCCUUGCUUGAAUUUGGAAAACUUAUAUAUAAACUUAUAAGCAUAAUUGAAAACUGUCACAAAAUAUUUUCCAUUUCGGAUGUCAUGCAAUAUGUUGAAGUCUGGCGUAAAUCACAUGCAUUUGGAAUUUUAACAGCCAUAAAUGAUGUAUUUAAUGACAUUAGCGAUAUUCCUGUUUCGGAAAGUUUAUCUGAAUCAGAUGAAAUAAUAGGGGACAUGGACUGGGAAGAAAUUCACCAUGAUUCAACAUUAUUUUCACUGUUUGAUUCGGAUGAUGAAAGCAUGGAAGUAGACGAAACACUAGAAUCUGGGGAAGGAUCACUGAACAACAGCAGCUUUUUUCUUAAUUUAGCAAUUAACAGUUAA
Messenger RNA from Paramuricea clavata, 2389 nucleotides. Lineage: Eukaryota; Metazoa; Cnidaria; Anthozoa; Malacalcyonacea; Plexauridae. The record is from the annotation of a GenBank genome assembly.